CUAGUGGCUUCUGCUGCGUGCGUUCGUCGAAACCCAUUCGAAACCACCGUGUUCGAAACUUAAUUCUACGAACUGCCUAUUGCCGUCGCACUGCAUCGAACCUUCUUAUCGUUUCAAUGAGUAAGCGGAGACCGAGGCGAAGAAUCUCAGCUUGGAUAUUGGACAUACCCGGCCAUCGUGUUUGAACAUUCGUGGCCCUUGCACCGCGAGCCUUGCCACGUUCUACCCAUUGCCUACAUUUCGACAAAUCUUGUCGUGGACCGCGCAAACAUGCAGCCUUUGGCUGGACCAUCCCGCUCACUCCUGUCGACCUCUGCUUAUGGCGAGCAGUACGUGGAGAGAAGUGACAACCUACCAACGCAGAAUGUCCGUCGAGUGCUCAAGUUUAGUCUGACACACGAACUUUUCCCUGACUUGCGGCAGCCUGCCCCCGCAGACGAGAAUCGUACUUUUGGGCCUUCCAGCACCUCCCAUCAAGGUAGCAACCUCUCGAGAGAUUCCAGCACGCAGUCGGCGUUUACUUCACUGCGCUGCAAAUUCUGUGAGUCAGAGUGCCCGGAUAAGGCCAGCCUCCUCCGUCAUAUCCGAAGACACAACCGAGCGAUCUCUCGCGAAACUGAUGCCUUGCUGGAAAAAUUGGUCUGCAGUUUGGACGCGCUUGGCGCCGGCUUAGAUGACGCGCCGAUGGAAACAUUUUCCGGGUGGAACAGAACAGCGAAUGUCACUUCAGAAGAAACACAAGUUCGCAAACGUCUAGCAACGCAGCGUAGUUGUCGCAUGCCUGCCCAAACGACACAACAAACCCACAGAGUAAACUCGUCUAACAACGUUGGCCUACCUCCAGGUAACCCUAAUGCACCCAAACAACUCGAUCGCUGUGUAGAAAAGGCGGGUCAGACUAGUGAGGCGCAGAUGCUCCCCCCUCACCGAAGACAGGUUGCUGUGCGCCGAAACAGUGUGGGCCCUGUAGAAUCUUCUCAGAACCUGACAAAUUUGGGGGCAACUUUAGAAAGCUGCAGAACUGCACUUGACAACGUAUGGGCAAUUCAACAGCCCGUCCAGCACACCACAUCGCCCAGUGCGGCGCUCGAGGAAAAUGUUCUUCGCACCUUGCAGCCGAACUGCGCUGGAAGUGUAGAAUAUCGUUGGCAAAGUCAAACUGUGACAGCGCACAAGGGACCGUUACCGGCGGAGCUCAGGGCCUCUGAUUCCGCACGCAGUUUUGAAGGGCUAGUACUGGCUCAAACUACUUUAAGCCCUUUCCAGUACAUCUUGUACACUGCAAAUGCAUCUGUAGGCGAUUCAGGGAGCGACGUAGUUCGUCCGUCAACAGAGGUUGCCCCUAGCAACGAAGGCGCCGCAUCAGGAUUUCUCAACGUUGUGAGUGCUCAGCACUUAUACAAUAGCACACCUACUUCGUUGCUGUGUUCUGAAAGUCAGGGUCUUGCUCUGCAAAUCGAAAGCGCAGCUACGCGCAUUUGUAGUAUCGAGCCACCAGCAGUGGAUGGGUCGUUGGUGAAUCCCCUGGACCUUACCAAAGACGCCGACGGCGCCUGUACCUUGCACUUCGAAGCGCAACCCAUAGACGACGAGGUGACAUCACCACCGUUACUUACACCGUGUACUGAAAUUAACGUGCAUGAGCCCUCGAGCACAGACGAGUUCACACGUUCGGUACGGGAGUCAUCAGAUGGCGGGGUCCUCGUCGAGAACCUCUCUAUUAAUAAUGAGCAGGAAGACCAGCAUACUGCUUGCGACGAGGAAACUGCGAACGAUGGAAGUUGCGCGCAGCACUGGGAACAGGAAUCCGAGCAAAGAAGCAUACAAGAAAUCAUGCUGUCUCCUGACUUGCAUACUCGCAAGAAAAAGCAAGAGAAAGACGAGGUCGUUGCCAAAGACGAGGGCAUCGCCAAUGAGGGAUGCCCGGAAGAGCCCGCCUAUGACAACGCCGAUGUCCCGCUCUCUGCACCAUGUGUCCCGGACACCGCGUGUGGCGAGGACAUCGUCAACAACCAGAGUCUGGAACAUCGAUCGGAAGAGCAAGCCCUCGACAAAGCUGAGCUGCCGUUGCCUGCGCCAAGUGCCCGGAGGCAUAAAGGCGUGAAGCGCAAGAAAGGUGUUUCCCGGGACAACGUCGACAGCGGUGCAAGAACAGAACAGCGAUCGGAACAGUACAAGGCCGGUUCCGUCAAGGAAGCAGAAGUGCCUGCCGCUCCGCCAGGCACCACAGAGUCCGCCUCCAGGCAAGGUACUUCCCGACCGAAACGCGUAAGAGCAGUGACCUGGAACCCUCCACCGUAUGGCCACAACGACAACAACGGACCUUCCACGAAGGCGUUCGGAAGCACUGCCUGCCACGAGUCAGCACCGCCAUGCUCGAAGGACAUCAAAGAAGUUCCCACGUCCCAGUCGGGCGCGGCCAAGACCUGGCAGUGCCCGUCGUGCUCCAGGGUGCUCUCGAGCAAGUCGAGCCUCCGCCGACACCACCUGCUGAUGCAUACCAAGGAGAAGCCGCUGAACUGCUCGCAGUGCACAAAGACGUUUCGCUUGAACGAGACGCUGCGAAACCAUGUUCGCACCGUGCACACGGCCGAGAGCUGGCAGUGCCCGUCGUGCUCCAAGGUGCUGUCGUGCAAGUACAGCUUCGAACGACACCGCCUACUGGUGCACACCGAUCGGAAGCCGCUCAACUGCCCGCACUGCACUAAGACGUUCGGCUUGAACGAGACGCUGCGGAACCACGUCCGCGCCGUGCACACCGGAGAGCGGCCCUUCGAGUGUCACCUGUGCCCCAGCUCGUUCACCCAGAAGACGUGCCUCCACCAGCACCUGUUGUGGCACAGGAACGAACGGAGCUUCGCGUGCAAGCUCUGCCCCAAGACGUUCGUCAUAAAGGCGCACCUGAAGCGUCACUUGCGGAGUCACACCAACGAAAAGCCGUUCUCGUGCUCACUAUGCCCCAAGCAACUGUCCAGCUCGCAUGCCCUCAAGAGGCACCGACUGACACACACCGGCGAGCGGCCACAUAAGUGCGAGGUUUGCGGCAAAAAGUUUCGACAGUUGCCCACUCUUCAGGCGCACGCUCGCGCGCGUCACCCGACUGAGAUUAGCAUCGACUGAAUGGGCCUGCCUUCCACGAGUUGAUUAUUGAAUCAACAGCUGUGCAUUUUUUUUUUCCCCUGCCUGGUUUUGGGACUGCACACACUGCUCGUCAUGUGCCUGAGAUUGAGGUCCGCUGUCUUUCCCAAAGCCGUGAAACAAAGAUAACCUACCCCAUGCGUAAUUAUCUUUGUUUGAGUGACAAAAAGUUUGAGUGACAAGUGACAAAAAAAAAGUGUGCAGUCGUCAUUUUGCAGUGGUUGUGUGUAUAUGUAAAUCCUUGGAGUGAAUGUGUGCCAGCUAUCAUGCACUCUAGUCGAAAGCUUCACUUGUGCACUUAUGUUGUCAUUCGCCGAAAGUA
Messenger RNA from Dermacentor silvarum, 3460 nucleotides. RefSeq lists its product as uncharacterized. The transcript is spliced from 3 exons. The record is from RefSeq and is a predicted model, not a curated record. NCBI's taxonomy places the organism in Eukaryota, Metazoa, Arthropoda, Arachnida, Ixodida, Ixodidae. Gene Ontology annotation, biological process: regulation of transcription by RNA polymerase II. Bases 271 to 3120 code for a protein of 949 amino acids. Gene Ontology annotation, molecular function: DNA-binding transcription factor activity, RNA polymerase II-specific; RNA polymerase II cis-regulatory region sequence-specific DNA binding.